Messenger RNA from Caenorhabditis sp. 36 PRJEB53466, 1354 nucleotides. NCBI's taxonomy places the organism in Eukaryota, Metazoa, Nematoda, Chromadorea, Rhabditida, Rhabditidae. The record is from the annotation of a GenBank genome assembly.
AUGAGAAACGACGAGGAUGACGACGACGACGACGACUGGGGAGCCUUCGACCAAGCGCGUCCAUCCACAGAUCGGUCGGAAAGCGAGUCGGGGCCAGCCUCGGCCCGAUCGGAAGUCGCCCGUCAACUGGCGCACCAGCAAUCGAUGGAAGAGUGGGGGACAUUCGAGAACGGAACGACGGAAUCCGGACAGAAAGUGGCGGACGAUGAUGACGACGACGACUGGCAGGCAGAGUUCAGUGCCGCCGCGCCCGCUGCUCCGUUUCCGAUAGAGGAUCUGAAGGCGCUCGGUGAAAUGCUCGAUGAUGACGAGUUCUGGGAUGACGGAUUCGAAGAGGAGACGGGCGGCACAUUCGUGGAUGACCUGAAGAUCACCGACAUUCCGUCGCUGUUCGAUUCGGAAUCACUUGAGGAAGAAGCGAAGGGUUUUGUGGAUGAAGAGCAAAGGUAACUUUUAAAAAGUUGCCUUUGAUAAAAAUUUGCAAACGAAGCAAUUUUCAGAUACACAAAUCUCUGGCUUGCGUUACGAGUGGUCGAAGAAGCGAUCUCAUUGAAAUUCGUCUGGAAAAGCUCAGAAAUCCGAACGAAACACUUUAAAUCUAUCAAAAUCAAGCCGGUAAGCUAAUAAUAUUUUCGCUUGCACCUUCCCCUCCUCACCGCCGACCAUUUCAGAUAACUGCGAAGAAAGAGAGCCGCCCGGCAGCGUCGAUCUUCGACACUGCCAGCCUCCUCCUGCCCACGCCGCUCCAGACGACGUCGACCUCUUCCGAAUCGCCCUCCGAUCAGCAGCGCCCGCAGUCAUCGGCGGCAGUCGAAUCGCCGUCGAUUCCGGCGGCGGACUUCGACUGGGACACGUCCGGACUCACGAAUCCGAUGAAUCGAGCCAGUAAGCAACUGAAGAAAUGCCGGAAAUUCUUGUGCAGAGUCUCAAAAGAUUGCAUAAACUCGUUGAAAUGCUAUUAACCUCUUCUCUCUCGUUGCUCGCAUCCAGAAUCUGUAAUUUCCAGACCAAAGUUCCGCAAUAAUCGAUGUAGAUUUCCUGAGCACAAACGGCGUGGCGACCAGCUACACGAGUCCGCUUCAGAAAGAAUUGGAGCAGUUUGGGCUCAAUUUGGAGAAUGGAACCGCCAAAAAUCAGUUAGUUUUAGAUGAAAAUCUCGUGCGAACUCUGAAAUUGUCUAAAAUUUAGGCCAAACAUACUGGAAACAAUAAUGUCGACGGGGCGUCGAAGUCCGUACCGAACGACGGAAGUGUUGUCCCUUGACGCUCAGAAACUGCUCGAGAGGCUUCCGGACCUACAAUAUCUGCAGUCGGAAGUGCUCAUGUUCCCCGUCGGCACAAAUCUGCCCUACUGA